Molecule: messenger RNA, 6105 nt
Organism: Leptomonas pyrrhocoris
Lineage: Eukaryota; Euglenozoa; Kinetoplastea; Trypanosomatida; Trypanosomatidae
Product: putative GP46-like surface antigen
Exons: 1
Coding region: 253-6105 (1950 amino acids)
Molecular function (GO): protein binding
Source: RefSeq, a predicted model, not a curated record
AGCUUGAAGGCCUUCUCUUUCACUACGCCUCUCUUCAUAAUCUCUUUUCGCUAAACACACACUUUCUCUUUUCUGUUUAAUUUUAAUACAUCAGCUGUUUCAGCAGCAUUCGUCACUGCGGCACACUCCACAAGCGCAAGCCCCACGUGCGACGACCGACUUUCUCGUUUCUGUCAAGCUGUACGAAGCUCUUCACCGCGACCUCUUCCUUCCUCUUCCGUACCUCCUCCCUCACCUCUCUGACUGCGACCUAUGGCGUGUCUCAAGUACCCGCUGCGUCGCAUGAUGGUGGCCGGUGCGCUGCUGGUGCUGUGCGUGAACGCCCUCUUUGUCUCCGCGGCCUCCACCACCGACUACACCGCCGAUCAGCAGAAGAACACGCUGGCGUUCCUGAAGGGCUUUGCGAUAGCGGGCUCAACUCUGGAGACCAGCUGGACCGGCACGGACUUCUGCUCGUGGCCGUACGUGAGAUGCGGCUAUUUAGCGAGCACGCUGAGUUUCAAGGCCUACAGCCGGCCGGCGUUCACGGGAUCGCUGGUGUUGCCUGAGCUGGGUGCGGACGUGAAUGGCUCCGCCGUGAUCUUCACGGAAAUCUCUGCGAGUUGGUUUGGGCAACAGGUUACAGGCACGCUGCCCACGAGCUGGGGCCGCCUGAGGAAGCUGCGGACUCUGCGGUUGAACUACAACUCACUGAAUGGCCCGCUGCCUGCGGACUGGAGCGGGAUGUCUGCGCUGCAGUCACUGUACCUGAACAGCAACCGCCUUGAGGGCAGCCUUCCCGGUCAGUGGAGGUUAUUGUCUGAAUUGAAGGACUUGCGGCUCGACAACAACUCGCUGUCCGGCGCGCUGCCUGCUGCGUGGAUUCGCAUGUCCUCACUGAAGGAUUUGUACCUCAACAGCAAUGCGCUCUCCGGCACGUUGCCUGCGGCGUGGGUGGCGUUAACGGCGCUUUGGUCUCUGGAUCUGUCCAAUAACCAGCUAACGGGCUCGAUCCCUGAGCGGUGGGGCGAGCUGCGGGUGUAUACGUUGGAGCUGAGCAGCAACAGGCUGUGCGGAUGCGUUCCUACCAAACUGAAGAACGGUUCUUAUCCCCCCACUGUUGAUCCUGCGGUGUCCGCUGCUAACUGUACCACUGCAAACGUGUGCGAGGCGCACAGCUCCGGCUCGGCCUCCGCGGCGGACGACUCCGAGGAGAUCGCGAUGCUGACGGCGAACGAACAGAACACGCUGAAGUUCCUGCGGCUGGUGCGGGCUGCUGUGGGCGGGGAGCUGCGGAGCCUCUGGGGUGGCGUGUGGUACUGCGGCUGGCAGAACGUGAAGUGCGGUUCCAGCGGACUUGCAUCCGUCACGCUGAACGACGUCACGCUCUCUGGCUCGGUGCAGCUGCCGGAGCUGACGUCGGACAUCGAUGGCAGCCUUGUGGACGUGACGAGUUUCGAGCUGCACGGCAAGGGUGCGAGCGUGACGGGCGCACUGCCCACGAGCUGGGGCCGCCUGACCCGCCUGCGGACGCUGGACUUGAGCGGCAACGCACUGAACGGGUCACUGCCUGCGAACUGGAGCGCCAUGACGAAGCUUUACACUCUCAACCUGGCCGCGAAUGCGCUCUCGGGCACGCUGCCCGUCGAAUGGGCCGCGAUGCCGACCUUGAACGAGUUGCGGCUGAACAACAACUCGCUGGCCGGUGCGAUUCCUGAAGAAUGGAACAACAUGAAGUCACUGCAGGACAUCUACCUGGCGGGCAACGACUUCUGCGGGUGCGUGCCGAGCGCCUGGAAGCCGGGAUAUCCUCCGUACGUCCGAGCCGAUGACGCGGUGACAUCGCCGAAGUGCCGCACCGCAUACAGGUGUGUCGACGGCAGCGGCAGCUCUGACAGCAUGGCGGGGAUGACGGAGGAGGAGAAGAGCACGCUGAAGUUCCUGCGUGGCUUUGCGGCCAAAACCCCGUUUCUUGCGAGCAGGUGGACCGGCAUCUACUACUGUGAAUGGCCGUACGUGCGGUGCGGCACCUACUCGAAUGUGCUUAACUUUGGCGCCCUCAACUCCCCGGUGUUCACCGGAUCGUUGGAGCUGCCUGAGCUGGGUGCCGACGUGAACGGCUCCGCCGUCAUCUUCAAUGAGAUCUCCGUGAAUGAGUUUGGCCAGAAUGUCACGGGCAAACUGCCCGCGAGCUGGGGCCGCCUGACCCGCCUGCGGAUGCUGGACUUGAGCGGCAACGCACUGACAGGCUCACUGCCUGCGGACUGGAGCGGGAUGGCUGCGCUGCAGUCACUGGACCUGAGCAGCAACCGCCUUGAGGGCAGCCUUCCUGGCCAGUGGGGGUUCCUGUCGAAGCUUCGCUGGUUUCGGCUUUCGAGCAAUGCGUUGACCGGCACACUACCGGCAGAGUGGAAGACGAUGUCCGGCUUAAGUACACUCAACCUUUCGAGCAACGCCCUCUCUGGCUCGCUGCCUGCAGACUGGGCCUCCGUGGAGUACCUGCGGUCCCUAUACCUCGCAGCAAAUCAAUUUACAGGCUCGAUCCCUGCACAAUGGGCGGCCCAGUGGACGUACAUCAUUGCUGAUCUGAGCAGGAACCAUCUGUGCGGAUGCCUCCCCGAUGGUUGGUCGAAGAAAACUUACAACAUUGACAUUACCGUGGAUGCCGCGGUGUCUUCGUCCAACUGCAGCGAUAAGAACGCGUGCGACGUGCACAACACGACCACGACGACCACCGCUGCGCCGACGCAGGAGCAGCGAAACACCUUGAAGUUCCUGCAGGCGUUCUCGACGAUGGACCCGAGUCUGGCGAUGCGGUGGACCGGGAGCAGCUACUGCGACUGGGCGUACGUGAAGUGCUCUGCGGACGGUGCGGUGCAGCUGGACCUGUCACCGCUGCCGCUGGCGACAGCUGUGUCACGGACGAAGGUCGCCGCGUUGAUGAAGACUGUAACGUCGACGGCGACCGUGCGACUGCCUGAGCUCGCGGCGGACGUGGACGGGCAGCAGGUUGCGGUGACGGAGUUGAGCGUGUACGGUAAGGGCUCGCGGGUCGCGGGGACGCUGCCUGCGAGCUGGGGCCGCCUGAGGAAGCUCCAGACUCUGCGGCUGAACGGCAACUCACUGAAUGGCCCGCUGCCUGCGGACUGGAGCGGGAUGUCUGCGCUGGAGACACUGUACCUGAACAGCAACCGCCUUGAGGGCAGCCUUCCCGGUCAGUGGAGGUUAUUGUCUGAAUUGAAGGACUUGCGGCUAGACAACAACACGCUGUCCGGCGCGCUGCCUGCUGCGUGGAUUCGCAUGCCCUCACUGAAGACUUUGUACCUCAACAACAGUGCACUCUCCGGCACGUUGCCUGAGGCGUGGGCAUCGAUGCCGGCGUUGGGCUAUCUAUACCUGUCCAAGAACCAGCUGGUCGGCUCGAUCCCUGAGCGUUGGGGCGAGCUGCGGUUGUAUACGUUGGAGCUGAGCAGCAACAGGCUGUGCGGAUGCGUUCCUACAAAGCUGAAGAACAAGUUUUAUGUGACCAUUACUGUUGAUCCUGCGGUGUCUGCUGCUAACUGUACCACUGCAAACGUGUGCGAGGCGCACAGCUCCGGCUCGGCCUCCGCGGCGGACGACUCCGAGGAGAUCGCGAUGCUGACGGCGAACGAACAGAACACGCUGAAGUUCCUGCGGCUGGUGCGGGCUGCUGUGGGCGGGGAGCUGCGGAGCCUCUGGGGUGGCGUGUGGUACUGCGGCUGGCAGAACGUGAAGUGCGGGUCUGACGGGUUGGUGUCCGUCACGCUGAACGACGUCACGCUCUCUGACUCGGUGCAGCUGCCGGAGCUGACGGCGGACAUCGAUGGCAGCCUUGUGGACGUGACGAGUUUCGAGCUGCACGGCAAGGGUGCGAGCGUGACGGGCGCACUGCCCACGAGCUGGGGCCGCCUGAGGAAGCUCCAGACUCUGCGGCUGAACGGCAACUCACUGAAUGGCCCGCUGCCUGCGGACUGGAGCGGGAUGUCUGCGCUGGAGACACUGUACCUGAACAGCAACCGCCUUGAGGGCAGCCUUCCCGGUCAGUGGAGGUUAUUGUCUGAAUUGAAGGACUUGCGGCUAGACAACAACACGCUGUCCGGCGCGCUGCCUGCUGCGUGGAUUCGCAUGCCCUCACUGAAGACUUUGUACCUCAACAACAGUGCACUCUCCGGCACGUUGCCUGAGGCGUGGGCAUCGAUGCCGGCGUUGGGCUAUCUAUACCUGUCCAAGAACCAGCUGGUCGGCUCGAUCCCUGAGCGUUGGGGCGAGCUGCGGUUGUAUACGUUGGAGCUGAGCAGCAACAGGCUGUGCGGAUGCGUUCCUACAAAGCUGAAGAACAAGUUUUAUGUGACCAUUACUGUUGAUCCUGCGGUGUCUGCUGCUAACUGUACCACUGCAAACGUGUGCGAGGCGCACAGCUCCGGCUCGGCCUCCGCGGCGGACGACUCCGAGGAGAUCGCGAUGCUGACGGCGAACGAACAGAACACGCUGAAGUUCCUGCGGCUGGUGCGGGCUGCUGUGGGCGGGGAGCUGCGGAGCCUCUGGGGUGGCGUGUGGUACUGCGGCUGGCAGAACGUGAAGUGCGGGUCUGACGGGUUGGUGUCCGUCACGCUGAACGACGUCACGCUCUCUGACUCGGUGCAGCUGCCGGAGCUGACGGCGGACAUCGAUGGCAGCCUUGUGGACGUGACGAGUUUCGAGCUGCACGGCAAGGGUGCGAGCGUGACGGGCGCACUGCCCACGAGCUGGGGCCGCCUGAGGAAGCUCCAGACUCUGCGGCUGAACGGCAACUCACUGAAUGGCCCGCUGCCUGCGGACUGGAGCGGGAUGUCUGCGCUGGAGACACUGUACCUGAACAGCAACCGCCUUGAGGGCAGCCUUCCCGGUCAGUGGAGGUUAUUGUCUGAAUUGAAGGACUUGCGGCUAGACAACAACACGCUGUCCGGCGCGCUGCCUGCUGCGUGGAUUCGCAUGCCCUCACUGAAGACUUUGUACCUCAACAACAGUGCACUCUCCGGCACGUUGCCUGAGGCGUGGGCAUCGAUGCCGGCGUUGGGCUAUCUAUACCUGUCCAAGAACCAGCUGGUCGGCUCGAUCCCUGAGCGUUGGGGCGAGCUGCGGUUGUAUACGUUGGAGCUGAGCAGCAACAGGCUGUGCGGAUGCAUUCCUACAAAGCUGAAGAACAAUUUUUAUGUGACCAUUACUGUUGAUCCUGCGGUGUCCGCUGCUAACUGUACCACUGCAAACGUGUGCGAGGCGCACAGCUCCGGCUCGGCCUCCGCGGCGGACGACUCCGAGGAGAUCGCGAUGCUGACGGCGAACGAACAGAACACGCUGAAGUUCCUGCGGCUGGUGCGGGCUGCUGUGGGCGGGGAGCUGCGGAGCCUCUGGGGUGGCGUGUGGUACUGCGGCUGGUGGAACGUGAAGUGCGGUUCCAGCAGACUUGUAUCCGUCACGCUGAACGACGUCACGCUCUCUGGCUCGGUGCAGCUGCCGGAGCUGACGGCGGACAUCGAUGGCAGCCUUGUGGACGUGACGAGUUUCGAGCUGCACGGCAAGGGUGCGCGCGUGACGGGCUCACUGCCUGCGAGCUGGGGCCGCCUGGCGCGUCUGCAGACGGUGCGCGUGCAGAGCAACGCCAUCACCGGCACGCUGCCGUCUGCCUGGAGCGAGAUGACGUCGCUGCGCAGCCUGAACGUGAGCGGCAACGCGCUGUCCGGUGGCGUGCCUGAUAGUUGGGGCGGCAUGACGAAGCUGGUGAGCGUCGACCUGAAGGGGACGGGCCUGUGCGGGUGCCUGCCCGCGGGGUGGAAGUCGAAGACGGUGGCUGCGGAUGCCGCGUUGACUGCGCGGGACUGCGCGAGCGCGAAUGCGUGCCCCGCGGUGUCGAGCACAUCAGCCCCGCCGAAGAAGAAGUCUGGACGCAACCUGAUCCCACUGUGGUGCGUGCUGGGUGCUGUGGGUGGGCUCUUGGUGGGACUUGCAGUGGGCUUUGGCGUGCGCUUCUAUCGCCGGCGUCAGCGUGAUAGAGAGGUGAGUGGAUUCCAGACCGUGCAAGAAGCGGAGAUGGAGCCUUUUGCAAAGAUGCCUGACUCGCCGUAUUAA